AUGUUUUCACAUACUGCCAAAUCUUCGAUUAGAAAUUUAAGGAUGUCAUCGCCAUCAUCACGGUUAGCACAAGUUCAACGGCAAUUCAGCGCAAGUACCUCGGCCAAAAAAGAGAUUCAAGAUGCAUACAUUUUGAGUGCAUCAAGGACACCUACUGCAAAGUUCAAUGGGUCAUUUCUUACCGUGAAUGCCCCUCAACUUGGCGCUAUAGCCAUUAAAUCUGCACUCGAGAAAUCCAAAGUUCCGGUCGAAAAAAUCUCAGAUGUAUACAUGGGAAACGUAUUGCAGGGCGGUGUUGGACAAGCACCAGCUCGACAAGCUGCUAUCUUCGCUGGCCUCCCCUCAUCAGUUGAAGCGAUCACAGUCAAUAAGGUAUGCGCAUCUGGAAUGAAAGCCGUUGUGUUAGCUGCACAAAACAUCCAACUUGGUCUCGCAGAAGCGCAGAUUGCGGGAGGAAUGGAAAACAUGUCUCGAGUACCAUAUUACUAUCCUCGAGCUAGCAGUCUUCCACCAUUCGGGAAUGUACAAGCUGAAGACGGGCUCAUUAAAGACGGCCUAUGGGAUGUUUACAACCAAUUUCACAUGGGUGUAUGCGCGGAGACUACGGCAAAGAAAUAUGAGAUUACACGAGAACAACAAGACGAAUACGCCAUCCAAUCAUACAAACGGGCGCAAGAAGCAUGGAAAGUCGGCGCAUUCAAAGAGGAGAUUGCCCCGGUAACCGUAAAGGGACGAAAGGGCGACACUAUCAUCGAUACCGAUGAGGGUUACCUGGAUGUCAAAUUCGAUAAAGUUUCUUCAUUAAAACCAGCAUUUGUUAGAGAUGGAAGUGGAACAAUUACCGCUGCCAAUGCUUCGACCUUCAAUGACGGCGCUAGCGCAUUGGUAUUGGGAAACAAAGCCAUUGCACAACAGUAUGGAACCGGCUCGAGAGUAUUAGCAAGAAUUUGUGGCUCUGCAGAUGCUGCAAUUGAUCCAGUUGAUUUCCCAGUAGCUCCCGCCAAAGCAGUGCCACUUGCUCUAGAACGAGCUGGAAUCAAGAAGGAAGAUGUAGCAAUCUGGGAGUUUAACGAGGCAUUCGCAGCCGUUAUCAAGGCAAAUGAAAAGAUCCUCGGUCUUGAGAACGCAAAUGUUAAUCUACUUGGUGGAGCAAUCUCACUUGGCCAUGCUCUUGGAAGUUCGGGUUCGCGAAUUCUCACAACAUUAUUGCAUCAAUUAAAAGUCGGAGAAUAUGGUGUUGCAGCGAUUUGCAAUGGUGGUGGUGCGGCGACGGCGAUCGUCGUACAGAGAAUUGAUAGCGUAUAA
Messenger RNA from Botrytis byssoidea, 1305 nucleotides. RefSeq lists its product as uncharacterized. The transcript has 3 exons. Gene Ontology annotation, molecular function: acetyl-CoA C-acetyltransferase activity. Gene Ontology annotation, biological process: fatty acid beta-oxidation. Bases 1 to 1305 code for a protein of 434 amino acids. Lineage: Eukaryota; Fungi; Ascomycota; Leotiomycetes; Helotiales; Sclerotiniaceae. The record is from RefSeq and is a predicted model, not a curated record.